GCCGCGCGCUCCCGGAGCGCGCCUCCAACACCUGUUCCUGCUCCCGCGCUCGCGCCCCGCGAAGCCGCCCGGGCGCGCGCGCGCAGACCCCCUUCCUGGCAGCCCCCGCCGCCCGCUUACCCGGCGCCGCUCAUUGGCCACCGCCCCCGCAGGGCCCGCCCCGCGCUCGGGCUUCGCAGCUCGGGGACCGAUGAGCGCGCCAGCACCGGGGCGAGGUGACAGGGAGGGUCGGGGGACCAGUCUCCCCCUUUCCACCGUUCCAAAGACCUGACUCCUAGACUAGGCUACCCCGUGGGAGCGAACCGUAUGGAAAGCUGGCUCCAGUGCCCAGACCCAAGCCCCCCACUGCUCAAUGGACACCCCCAGCCCAGACCCGUUGCCUUCGCCUUUGCCCGGGGAGGAAGAGAAACCUCUGGCCUUACCUCCUCCUGUUCCCCGGGGCCGCCGAGGCCGUCGUCCUGGGGGAGCCACCUCCUCAAAUCGGACACUCAAGGCCUCCUCCCUCCCUCGCAAGCGGGGCCGCCCCCCCAAGUCAGGGCAGGAGCCCCCACUGGUGCAGGUGCAGGGCGUGACAGCCCCAGUAGGCGGCAGUGGCGGGAGCGACCUCCUCCUGAUCGAUGAUCAGGGUGUGCCCUAUACAGUCUCUGAAGGGUCAGCGGCUGGGCCUCAGGGCUCUGGCCCCAGGAAGGCCCCACACUUCUGCCCAGUGUGCCUGCGGGCCUUCCCCUACCUCUCCGACCUGGAGCGCCACAGCAUCUCGCACUCAGAGCUGAAGCCACACCAGUGCAAGGUUUGCGGCAAGACCUUCAAGCGCUCCAGCCACCUGCGGCGGCACUGCAACAUCCAUGCCGGCCUGCGGCCCUUCCGCUGCCCGCUGUGCCCCCGCCGCUUCCGUGAGGCGGGCGAGCUGGCGCACCACCACCGCGUGCACUCGGGAGAGCGCCCGUACCAGUGCCCCAUCUGCCGGCUGCGCUUUACAGAGGCCAACACGCUCCGGCGUCAUGCCAAGCGCAAGCACCCGGAGGCCAUGGGGGUACCCCUAUGUGCACCAGAUGAUCCAGGGUCUGAACCGCCGUGGGACGAGGAGGGCAUCCCGGCCACAGCAGGGGCCGAGGAGGAGGAGGAGACAGAGGGGAAGGGGGAGCCGGCCUGACCCACAUCCCCGGCCAUCGCUCCCUGGGCCAGGUUUAGAGCAGGGAGUUUGGCUGGUGCUGGGCCUGGGCCAGGGGGCCGGGACACCCUUGUUUCUGGUGGUCUUCCCGUUGUGGGAGCAGGUGGAGGGUGGAGACCUAAACUUCUGGGUCCAGCUGCCUUCAGUCCCCCUCGCCCAGACUAACAGAUCCUUGGAGGCAGGGGUUGUGGAAAUAAAUCUCUGCCUGCUGGCU
Molecule: messenger RNA, 1385 nt
Organism: Piliocolobus tephrosceles (Ugandan red Colobus)
Lineage: Eukaryota; Metazoa; Chordata; Mammalia; Primates; Cercopithecidae
Gene: ZNF524
Product: zinc finger protein 524
Exons: 2
Coding region: 353-1153 (266 amino acids)
Biological process (GO): regulation of transcription by RNA polymerase II
Cellular component (GO): nucleus
Molecular function (GO): DNA-binding transcription factor activity, RNA polymerase II-specific
Source: RefSeq, a predicted model, not a curated record